AUGCUAGGAGCAACUCACCUGGCUGGUGGGGGUGCUGGGAGCAACUCACAUGGCCGGUGGGGGUGCUUGAAGCAACUCGCCUGGCUGGUGGGGGUGCUGGGAGCAACUCACCUUGCCGAUGGGGAUGCUAGGAGCAACUCACCUGGCUGGUGGGGGUGCUGGGAGCAACUCAACUGGCUGGUGGGGGUGCUGGGAGCAACUCGCCUCGCUGGUGGGGGUGCUGGGAGCAACUCGCCUGUCUGGUGGGGGUGUUGGGAGCAACUCGACUGGCUGGUGGGAGUGCUGGGAGCAACUCAACUGGCUGGUGGGGGUGCUGGGAGCAACUCACCUGGCUGGUGGGGGUGCUGGGAGCAACUCACUUGGCUGAUGGGGGUGCUGGGAGCAACUCACCUGGCUGGUGGGGGUGCUGGGAGCAACUCACCUGGCUGGUGGGGGUGCUGGGAGCAAGUCACCUGGCUGGUGGGGGUGCUGGGAGCAACUCACCUGGCUGGUGGGGGUGCUGAGAGCAACUCACCUGGCUGGUGGGGGUGCUGGGAGCAACUCACAUGGCCGGUGGGGGUGCUGGGAGCAACUCGCCUGGCUGGUGGGGGUGCUGGGAGCAACUCAACUGGCUGGUGGGGGCGCUGGGAGCAACUCGUCUGGCUGGUGGGAGUGCUGGGAGCAACUCGCCUGGCUGGUGGGGGUGCUGGGAGCAACUUGCCUGGCUGGUGGGGGCGCUGGGAGCAACUCGUCUGGCUGGUGGGGGUGCUGGGAGCAACUCACCUGGCUCGUGGGGGUGCUGGGAGCAACUCGCCUGGCUGGCGGGGGUGCUGGGAGCAACUUGCCUGGCUGGUGGGGGUGCUAGGAGCAACUUGCCUGGCUGGUGGGGGUGCUGGGAGCAACUCGCCUGGCCGGUGGGGGUGCUGGGAGCAACUCACCUGUUUGGUGGGGGUGCUGGGAGCAACUCGCCUGGCUGGUGGGGGUGCUGGGAGCAACUCGCUUGGCCGGUGGGGGUGCUGGGAGCAACUCGCCUGGCUGGUGGGGGUGCUGGGAGCAACUCGCCUGGCUGGUGGGGGUGCUGGGAGCAACUCCCCUGGCUGGUGGGGGUGCUGGGAGGAACUCGCCUGGCUGGAGCAACUCACCUGGCUGGUGGGGGUGCUGGGAGCAACUCGCUUGGCUGGUGGGGGUGCUGGGAGCAACUCGCCUGGCUGGUGGGGGUGCUGUGAGCAACUCGCCUGGCUGGUGGGGGUGCUGGGAGCAACUCGCCUGGCUGGUGGGGGUGCUGGGAGCAACUCGCCUGGCUGGUGGGGGUGUUGGGAGCAACUCGCCUGGCUGGUGGGGGUGCUGGGAGCAACUCGUCUGGCUGGUGGGGGUGCUGGGAGCAACUCGCCUGGCUGGUGGGGGUGCUGGGAGCAACUCACCUGGCUGGUGGGGGUGCUGGGAGCAACUCGACUGGCUGGUGGGGGUGCUGGGAGCAACUCGCCUGGCUGGUGGGGGUGUUGGGAGCAACUCGCCUGGCUGGUGGGGGUGCUGGGAGCAACUCGUCUGGCUGGUGGGGGUGCUGGGAGCAACUCACCUGGCUGGUGGGGGUGCUGGGAGCAACUCGCCUGGCUGGUGGGGGUGUUGGGAGCAACUCGCCUGGCUGGUGGGGGUGCUCGGAGCAACUCGUCUGGCUUGUGGGGGUGCUGGGAGCAACUCACCUGGAUAAUGGGGGUGCUGGGAGCAACUCGCCUGACUGGUGCGGGUGCUGGGAGCAACUCGCCUAGCCGGUGGGGGUGCUGGGAGCAACUCGCCUGGCUGGUGGGGGUGUUGGGAGCAACUCGCCUGGCUGGUGGGGGUGCUGGGAGCAACUCGUCUAGCUGGUGGGGGUGCUGGGAGCAACUCACCUGGCUGGUGGGGGUGCUGGGAGCAACUCGCUUGGCUGGUGGGGGUGCUGGGAGCAACUCGCCUGGCGGGUGCGGGUGCUGGGAGCAACUCGUCUGGCUGGUGGGGGUGCUGGGAGCAACUCGCCUGGCUGGUGGGGGUGCUGGGAGCAACUCGACUGGCUGGUGGGGGUGCUGGGAGCAACUCAACUGGCUGGUGGGGGUGCUGGGAGCAACUCGCCUGGCUGGUGGGGGUGCUGGGAGCAACUCAACUGGCUGGUGGGGGCGCUGGGAGCAACUCGUCUGGCUGGUGGGAGUGCUGGGAGCAACUCGCCUGGCUGGUGGGGGUGCUGGGAGCAACUUCCCUGGCUGGUGGGGGCGCUGGGAGCAACUCGUCUGGCUGGUGGGGGUGCAGGGAGCAACUCACCUGGCUGGUGGGGGUGCUGGGAGCAACUCGCCUGGCUGGCGGGGGUGCUGGGAGCAACUUGCCUGGCUGGUGGGGGUGCUAGGAGCAACUUGCCUGGCUGGUGGGGGUGCUGUGAGCAACUCGCCUGGCCGGUGGGGGAGCUGGGAGCAACUCACCUGUCUGGUGGGGGUGCUGGGAGCAACUCGCCUGGCUGGUGGGGGUGCUGGGAGCAACUCGCUUGGCCGGUGGGGGUGCUGGGAGCAACUCGCCUGGCUGGUGGGGGUGCUAGUAGCAACUCGCCUGGCUGGUGGGGGUGCUGGGAGCAACUCGCCUGGCUGGUGGGGGUGCUGGGAGCAACUCGCCUGGCUGGUGGGGGUGGUGGGAGCAACUCGCCUGGCUGGUGGGGGUGCUGGGAGCAACUCACCUGGCUGGUGGGGGUGCUGGGAGCAACUCACCUGGCUGGUGGGGGUGCUGGGAGCAACUCGCCUGGCUGGUGGGGGUGCUGGGAGCAACUCGCCUGGCUGGUGGGGGUGCUGGGAGCAACUCGCCUGGCUGGUGCGGGUGCUGGGAGCAACUCGCCUAGCCGGUGGGGGUGCUGGGAGCAACUCGCCUGGCUGGUGGGGGUGUUGGGAGCAACUCGCCUGGCUGGUGGGGGUGCUGGGAGCAACUCGUCUGGCUGGUGGGGGUGCUGGGAGCAACUCACCUGGCUGGUGGGGGUGCUGGGAGCAACUUGCUUGGCUGGUGGGGGUGCUGGGAGCAACUCGCCUGGCGGGUGCGGGUGCUGGGAGCAACUCGUCUGGCUGGUGGGGGUGCUGGGAGCAACUCGCCUGGCUGGUGGGGGUGCUGGGAGCAACUCGACUGGCUGGUGGGGGUGCUGGGAGCAACUCAACUGGCUGGUGGGGGUGGUGGGAGCAACUCGCCUGGCUGGUGGGGGUGCUGGGAGCAACUCAACUGGCUGGUGGGGGCGCUGGGAACAACUCGUCUGGCUGGUGGGAGUGCUGGGAGCAACUCGCCUGGCUGCAACUCGCCUGGCUGGUGGGGGUGCUGGGAGCAACUCGCCUGGCUGGUGGGGGUGCUGGGAGCAACUCGCCUGGCUGGUGGGGGUGGUGGGAGCAACUCGCCUGGCUGGUGGGGGUGCUGGGAGCAACUCACCUGGCUGGUGGGGGUGCUGGGAGCAACUCACCUGGCUGGUGGGGGUGCUGGGAGCAACUCGCCUGGCUGGUGGGGGUGCUGGGAGCAACUCGCCUGGCUGGUGGGGGUGCUGGGAGCAACUCGCCUGGCUGGUGGGGGUGCUGGGAGCAACUGGCCUGGCCGGUGGGGGUGCUGAGAGCAACUCACCUGGCUGGUGGGGGUGCUGGGAGCAACUCACCUGGCUGGUGGGGGUGCUGGGAGCAACUCGUCUGGCUGGUGGGGGUGCUGGGAGCAACUCACCUGGCUGGUGGGGGUGCUGGGAGCAACUCGCCUGGCUGGUGGGGGUGUUGGGAGCAACUCGCCUGGCUGGUGGGGGUGCUCGGAGCAACUCGUCUGGCUGGUGGGGGUGCUGGGAGCAACUCACCUGGAUGGUGGGGGUGCUGGGAGCAACUCGCCUGGCUGGUGGGGGUGCUGGGAGCAACUCGCCUGGCUGGUGGGGGUGCUGGGAGCAACUCGCCUGGCUGGUGGGGGUGUUGGGAGCAACUCGCCUGGCUGGUGGGGGUGCUGGGAGCAACUGGUCUGGCUGGUGGGGGUGCUGGGAGCAACUCACCUGGCUGGUGGGGGUGCUGGGAGCAACUCGCCUGGCUGGUGGGGGUGUUGGGAGCAACUCGCCUGGCUGGUGGGGGUGCUCGGAGCAACUCGUCUGGCUGGUGGGGGUGCUGGGAGCAACUCACCUGGAUGGUGGGGGUGCUGGGAGCAACUCGCCUGGCUGGUGCGGGUGCUGGGAGCAACUGGCCUAGCCGGUGGGGGUGCUGGGAGCAACUCACCUGGCUGGUGGGGGUGCUAGGAGCAACUCGAAUGGCUGGUGGGGGUGCUGGGAGCAACUCGCCUGGCUGGUGGGGGUGCUGGGAGCAACUCCCCUGGCUGGUGGGGGUGCUCGGAGCAACUCGUCUGGCUGGUGGGGGUGCUGGGAGCAACUCACCUGGAUGGUGGGGGUGCUGGGAGCAACUCGCCUGGCUGGUGGGGGUGCUGGGAGCAACUCGCCUGGCUGGUGGGGGUGCUGGGAGCAACUCGCCUGGCUGGUGGGGGUGUUGGGAGCAACUCGCCUGGCUGGUGGGGGUGCUGGGAGCAACUGGUCUGGCUGGUGGGGGUGCUGGGAGCAACUCACCUGGCUGGUGGGGGUGCUGGGAGCAACUCGCCUGGCUGGUGGGGGUGUUGGGAGCAACUCGCCUGGCUGGUGGGGGUGCUCGGAGCAACUCGUCUGGCUGGUGGGGGUGCUGGGAGCAACUCACCUGGAUGGUGGGGGUGCUGGGAGCAACUCGCCUGGCUGGUGCGGGUGCUGGGAGCAACUGGCCUAGCCGGUGGGGGUGCUGGGAGCAACUCACCUGGCUGGUGGGGGUGCUAGGAGCAACUCGAAUGGCUGGUGGGGGUGCUGGGAGCAACUCGCCUGGCUGGUGGGGGUGCUGGGAGCAACUCCCCUGGCUGGUGGGGGUGCUGGGAGCAACUCACCUGGCUGGUGGGGGUGCUGGUAGCAAGUCACCUGGCUGGUGGGGGUGCUGGGAGCAACUCGCCUGGCUGGUGGGGGUGCUGGGAGCAACUCGCCUGGCUGGUGGGGGUGUUGGGAGCAACUCGCCUAGCUGGUGGGGGUGUUGGGAGCAACUCGCCUGGCUGGUGGGGGUGCUAGGAGCAACUCACCUGGCUGGUGGGGGUGCUAGGAGCAACUCAACUGGAUAG
This is a messenger RNA of Closterium sp. NIES-65, 5112 nucleotides long. NCBI's taxonomy places the organism in Eukaryota, Viridiplantae, Streptophyta, Zygnematophyceae, Desmidiales, Closteriaceae. The record is from the annotation of a GenBank genome assembly.